Messenger RNA from Quercus lobata, 1622 nucleotides. Its product is annotated as beta-glucosidase 12-like. Gene Ontology annotation, molecular function: beta-glucosidase activity. The coding region runs from base 1 to 1536 and encodes 511 amino acids. NCBI's taxonomy places the organism in Eukaryota, Viridiplantae, Streptophyta, Magnoliopsida, Fagales, Fagaceae. Gene Ontology annotation, biological process: carbohydrate metabolic process. The record is from RefSeq and is a predicted model, not a curated record. The transcript is spliced from 12 exons.
AUGGGGAUUAAUAGAGGUCCUUUCCUCCUAUUUCUGAUUGUCAUGGUUGGCUCAGUGGCUUUGGGUGAAGGUGCAACUCAGAAUUAUGACUCAAAAUAUUCUUUUAAUGGAAGCAGUUUUCCAGAGGGUUUCAUAUUUGGCACAGCAUCAUCUUCUUAUCAGUAUGAAGGUGCAACAAAUGAAGGUGGUAGAGGAGCUAGUAUAUGGGACUCUUUCACUCAGCGCUACCCAGAUAAGAUAAAGGAUGGUAAAAAUGGAUUACUUGCUGAUGAUUCCUAUCAUCUUUACAAGGAAGACGUGAGUAUAAUGAAGGACAUUGGAUUUGAUGCUUACAGAUUUUCAAUUUCAUGGUCCAGAUUAUUACCGAGUGGAAACUUAAGUGGGGGAGUGAAUCAUGAAGGCAUUACAUAUUACAACAAUCUCAUCAAUGAGCUUCAAUCCAAUGGAUUGAAGCCAUUUGUGACUCUAUUCCACUGGGACCUUCCACAGGCACUUGAAGACACCUAUGGCGGUUUUUUAAAUCACCAAAUUGUAAACGACUUUAGGGACUAUGCUGAGCUUUGCUAUAAAGAGUUUGGUGAUAGGGUGAAGCAUUGGAUCACCUUAAAUGAGCCACAAACCUUCACUACUAUGGGGUAUGGAAAUGGUGCAUUUGCACCUGGUAGAUGUUCAAAAUGGUUGUCCUCAAAGUGUAAUGAGGGUGAUUCAGCUACUGAACCUUACCUGGUUGCUCACCACCAAAUUCUUGCUCAUACAGCUGCAGUCAAAGUCUAUAAGGACAAGUACCAGAUGUCUCAGAAGGGUCAAAUUGGUAUUACACUAAAUUCACCGUGGAUAUUGCCAUAUUCCGAGUCAACUGAAGAUAAAGAUGCAGCAUCUCGAGCCCUUGCUUUUAUGUAUGAUUGGUUUAUGGAACCACUAAAUUCUGGUCUCUACCCAGCUGAAAUGGUUGCCCACGUCCAUGAACGACUGCCACACUUUUCUAAAGAGCAAUCUUCUAUGGUUAAAGGGUCUUUUGAUUUCAUUGGCAUAAACUAUUAUAGUGCAAAUUAUGCUACUGAUGGUCCUUGUGAAUACCAGCAGCCAAGCUACUUCACGGACUCUUGCAUUAACAUCACAGAUGAGCGAAAUGGGAUUCCCAUUGGUCAAAAGGCUGCUUCCCAGUGGCUUUCUAUUUACCCGCAAGGAAUUCAAGAUCUUUUACUUUACACAAAGAACAAAUUCAACAACCCAGUCAUCUAUAUAACUGAGAAUGGAGUCGAUGAGAUUAAUAAUGGUACUAUAUCACUUGAGGACAACAUGAGAAUUGACUACCAUAGUAGUCAUCUUUCUUUUGUACAGAGUGCUAUAAUGAACGGGGUGAAAGUGAAAGGAUACUUUGCUUGGUCACUGUUGGACAACUUUGAAUGGGCUGACGGUUACACUGUUCGCUUUGGGUUAGUCUAUGUAGAUUAUGAGGAUGGGUUGAAAAGAUAUCCUAAAAACUCAACCAAGUGGUUCAAGAAGUUUCUCAAUUCAGAAAAGCUUAUAUAUUAACCAAAUGUCAUGUAUUUAGCCAGUGGCGGCUCCAAGAAUAUUUUGCAGGACGGUCAUUAAAAAACAUAAAUUAUACAAAAUUUAAU